Molecule: messenger RNA, 1736 nt
Organism: Vigna radiata var. radiata (mung bean)
Lineage: Eukaryota; Viridiplantae; Streptophyta; Magnoliopsida; Fabales; Fabaceae
Product: protein LIGHT-DEPENDENT SHORT HYPOCOTYLS 4
Exons: 2
Coding region: 846-1430 (194 amino acids)
Biological process (GO): mRNA transcription; response to light stimulus
Cellular component (GO): nucleus
Source: RefSeq, a predicted model, not a curated record
ACUAGUGUCUACUUGUAUGCAACUAUGGUUGAUGAUCCCAUAUUUUCCCAAACUAAAGUUAGUCGUAUCAGACAUAAAAGGGCAAACAGGUAAUUUCGAAAGGUAUUGUCAAUCAACGCGAGAGAGAUAAUAGAACCACCCAAACCAUUAUAUUUAAUUUUAAUUUUACCUGUCUGCGUCAACAAUCUCUCACUGUCUUUUUCAACCUAUUUCUAUUUCCACAAAAGCCCUAAAGGCCAAAACACUUCUUCUCUCCUCUCUCACCAUCACAUUCUCUCUUUGCUUCGGACACUGCCAUAGGUCAAACCACCUCAUCUACCUGCAUACCCUUUCUUCCUUCCUUCUCAAAAAAUUCCUAAAAAUGGUUUCAGAAAAACAGGGUUAGCAAAAAGCACCUAGCAUCACCACGCUUUCAAGUAUUCUAGGAGUUAUCAAAAAAUAUAAGGGGUUGAAGUUAGCCUAGCUACUAGGAAAAAUAGGUUUCUCCUUCUUCUCUCUCUAAACUGUUCUUUUACCCUCCUUCCUGUGAAGUUAUCUCCAUUCUCCAUCAAUUCAUCCUUCUCUCUCUCUCUCUCUCUCUCUCUCUCUUUCUCCCUCUUUCUCACUUCUCAGCACACCGAAAUCUGAUCAUCAUCAAAGCCAUUUUUCUUUUCUCAUGCCUUAUAUUCUUGAGAGAUCUUCUUCCUUCCCCUCCUUACACCCCUCAAUCUCCACAACUGUUCAACAUCCUCCUUAUCGAUCCAACACGCAAACUCACUGAACAACAAACAUCAACAAACCCUUCCCAAACAGUAAAAAAGAACAUCGCAGAUCCAAAUAUCCGAUAACACCUUCCCUUACAGAUCAUGAAUUCCUUUCAAGAAUUUGACUCUUCGUCAAACUCUGAAACCAAAGCCAUCGACCUCUCAGCAGGUAACACCUCCAAUUUCACAUCACCACCACCACCUUCAUCUUCCUCAUCACCACCUUCGUCCUCCCCCACUACUCUGAGCCGCUACGAGAACCAAAAGCGACGCGACUGGAACACGUUCGGGCAGUACCUUCGGAACCACAGACCCCCACUUUCACUCUCACGCUGCAGUGGCGCACACGUGCUGGAAUUCCUGAGGUACCUCGACCAGUUCGGAAAAACAAAGGUUCACACCCACCUUUGUCCCUUCUUCGGGCACCCCAACCCUCCUGCACCUUGUCCUUGCCCUCUACGCCAAGCAUGGGGCAGCCUUGAUGCUCUUAUAGGUCGUCUCAGAGCUGCUUUCGAAGAAAAUGGAGGAAAACCUGAAACUAACCCUUUUGGUGCUCGCGCCGUGAGACUUUACCUUCGUGAAGUGCGUGAUUCACAAGCCAAGGCUAGGGGAAUUAGCUACGAGAAAAAGAAACGCAAGCGUCCUCAACAUCCUCCUCCAUUGCCCCCUCCAAAUAAUGCAAGUUAAAAUUGUGAUUUGACAAUGGGCUGGGGCACUGCAAAAUGGGGACACCCUUUGCAAUUGCAUUAGAAAAUAUAUUGUGUAAACCUAAACAGCAGUACUCUUGGUAGAUGCAGCAGUAACUUAAGCAGUGGCAGUAAAAAACAGUGGAGGGCUGUGCGUGCGUGUGUGUGUCACAGACCAAUAUUGCAACAUCGUCCAAUUUGUAUCAAUAAAAUAAAAAUGUGUAUGUACUCUUGAAGAUGUUAUGACGAAAAUAAUGGAUCUCAAGAUCGUCUUAGUUUCCAUAUAUGUAUAUUUUCAUUCCUUGGA